AUGGAGGCGAUUAAGACCACGGCGGUGUUUCAGAGCGUGGACCCCUCGCUUAGGGCCUAUUUCAAGAAACACUCCAUACCCGACAUCUAUGAGGCCCUGUUGUGUGGUCUACUAGCUAUGCGUCCAGAUGAUCCACUCAGGUUUUUAGAAGAAAAGCUAAAAGAAGUAAUGGAAAAAGGUCUAUAUAGUAUUUUAUGGGACACGUGUAUUGAUCCAGACCUAAGUCUAACACUAAAAGCGAUUUCAGAUACAUAUUUACACACCCUUUUGGGACUGGAUGAUGAUCAAUUGAUGACUGAGGAUUUAUGUGAUAAAGCAUGGGACUUUUAUAGCAUUAACUUAAAGAGAAUGUGCUUUGAUGCCUGGAUAGAGUAUUGUACUAUGAGGAAAAUUUCUAGGGAAAUUUUUCAGAGAAAGAUGGCUUUUGCAAAACACUUCUAUGAACAAAAACUAUUAAAAUUAAAGUUACAGCAGUGGAGCAACUGGGUGAAUUUUCGCCAUGAACAAACCAAAACAGCAGCAAGGAGGCUUGGGAAUGUCUUUGAUUGCAGUUUACAGAUGAUUGUCUUAAAGGCUUGGCGAAAACAAACUGGCUUUACUAAAAAGGCUAAAAAAUACACUGAGCAAAUAGUAGAAGAGUCUGAGGAUUUUCUUAGUGUUGACUAUCAUGCUGAAAAACGUGAAAAACGUGAAAAGCAUGAAAAACAGGAAAAACAGGAAAAAGAAAAAAGUCACUCUUUAAGACAUUCGCAUGAAGAGCAUAUACCAGUACCACAUGUAAAAGGCAAAGAUCAUAUGGCAAAACUGCCAGAAAGAGCAGUGGCCCAGAUCUUCCAUUAUUUAACUAUAAUUGAUUUGGCAAGAUGCGCUCAAGUUAGCCGAAAUUGGAAAGCAAUGACACAAAUGGGUUCAGUAUGGAGUAAUAUUAAUUUUUCUGCAGUAAAAGACAAGAUUAAAGAUAACAUAGCCGGAAAUAUUUUGCUGAAGUGGCAUACUAAUGUGCUGAAUUUGAAUCUGCGUGGUUGUGCUACUCUUUAUUGGUUUACUUUUAAAAAUAUUGCUCACUGUAAGAAUUUGCAAGACUUAAAUGUCACUGAAUGUCAAGGGUUAAAUGAUGAACUAAUAAGGCUUGUAACAGACAGUUGCCCAGCAAUCCUUUACUUAAAUUUAUCUCACACAGAUAUCACAAAUGGAACACUAAGACUUCUGUCAAGGGGAUGCCCCAAUUUACAGUAUUUAAGUUUAGCUUAUUGCAGAAAAUUUACAGACAAUGGCUUACUGUACCUCGGCUCUGGAAGAGGGUGCCACAAGCUCAUCUACUUGGAUAUUUCAGGCUGCCUCCAGAUCACAGUGGAAGGCUUCAAGAAUAUUGCUGACAGCUGCAGUAGUAUCAAACACUUGAUCAUUAAUGAAAUGCCCACUCUAUCAGACAGAUGUAUUCAGGCUUUAGCUGAAAAAUGCCAUCAGAUUGAGUCUGUUGAAUUUAAUGACUCCCCACAUGUUUCUGAUGCAGCUUUUAAAGCACUUGCUAAAUGUAAACUUGUCAAGAUGAAAAUACAAGGGAGUAAUCGGAUUACUGACCUAACUUUCAAACUCAUAAGCAAUUCCUGGCCUCAUAUGAAACACAUUUGUGUGGCUGACUGCCAGAAGAUAACAGAUUUGAGUCUCAAGAUGAUUGCACCACUGCCUGAUAUUGUUAUACUGAAUUUAUCCGAUUGUAUAAGAGUCACUGAUGGAGGACUAAAAGCAUUUACUGAUGGUGCUUCAGGCUCACAUAUACGAGAACUCAGCUUGGCCAAUUGUUCCUAUAUCUCUGACAGUUCUAUCACAAAAAUAGCCCAAAGGUGCCACAAUCUGAUUUAUCUGAAUCUGCGUUAUUGCCAAUCUGUGACUGAUGCUGGAAUUGAUGCUUUAACACAGAUCUCCUCACUUGCAUAUAUUAAUAUUUCUGGAAUUAAUGUCACAGACCAGGCUUUGGAUGCUCUUGGCAGACUCUGGAAAAUUAAGGAGCUUAUUAUAUCAGAAUGCAGGCUGUUAACUGAUUCAGGAAUGAAGAGAUUCUGCCUUGAUUUAAGACGCCUAGACCACGUUGAUUUAUCUUAUAACCAGCAGUUAACAAAUAAUGCAUUAAAACAUUUGGCAUUCAACUGCCACAGAAUUACAAUUCUAAGUGUAACUGGUUGUCCCAAGGUCACUGAUACCGGCAUUCAGUUUGUGGCUGCAGAAUGCCCUUUCCUGCACUAUUUGGAUAUUUCAGGCUGCAUGUGUAUUACUGACAGAGCACUUAAGUGUCUGUGGAAAGGUUGCCAUCAACUUCGAAUUCUUAAGAUGCUGUACUGCCCAAAUAUUACCAGACAAGCAGUUUCAAAAUUUGCACCAAGGCUCCAGAAAUAUGAAUACAACGAUGAAGAACCUCCUGAGUGGUUUGGUUAUGAUGCCAAGGAUGAUGCACCCACUCAAAAGAAACCAAAAAAAACCUCGGCCAAGCAUAGAACCAAGUAUAGAGUCCAGUACACCUUCCACGGUUUCCCCUUCAAUAGAAAAAAGUGUGGAUUUCAGUAUCCCCCCACAGUAGAACCACCACAGCAUACUGGUAAUCAUAUAUGUUUAAUAGCCUUAAGCACAAAGAAUUGAAAUGGAAACUCAUUUUUGUUUUGUUUAAGAAGAUAAUGAUACAUUGUCUUAAGAUUGUUUUUAGUUUGAUAGCUAGUACAAGCCAUCCUAGAAAACAUUGUUACCUUCUUUCCUAAUUAGUACAGUCAAAUAAAUGUUAGUAUUUUGUUCAGUUCUUCUUUGAACACCAGUCAACUAAAGCUUAGUUUUCUCUACAAAUAAUUAACGUAAUUUGUGUACAGUAUAGUGCUAUGUACAUUUAAGAGAAUUGAGUUGGUAUUUUUCUGCUUGUUGAAGACAGCAUUCUGCCCCU
Molecule: messenger RNA, 2926 nt
Organism: Lacerta agilis (Sand lizard)
Lineage: Eukaryota; Metazoa; Chordata; Lepidosauria; Squamata; Lacertidae
Gene: FBXL13
Product: F-box and leucine rich repeat protein 13
Exons: 21
Coding region: 1-2634 (877 amino acids)
Biological process (GO): SCF-dependent proteasomal ubiquitin-dependent protein catabolic process
Cellular component (GO): SCF ubiquitin ligase complex
Molecular function (GO): protein binding
Source: RefSeq, a predicted model, not a curated record